AUGGAGCUCGUGGAAGUUGUCGCGUCAAGGGAUGAGGAGCUGGAGGACGUGGAAGCCCAGCAGCGCUUCGUGGCGCUGGAAGUUCCCGCUCACUUCGGGUCCAAGGUCAUGCAGCACCUGUCGAGGACGUUUCGACCGCUUUCGGAGCUCGGGUUCGCGCACUUGAAACGCUUGAGGAAGCACCCGACAGCUCUGAAAACGCUUGUGGCACUUGUUUGCCCCUUCGAUUCGACUCUAGGCGAUGACUUUGACAGGGCAAGCGCUCCCGAUGAAGUGCAGCAACUAGAGACGCUUUUUCAAGGACGUAUCACGACUGCACAAGUGCUGAAGAGAGCGCCACGUAGUCGUGCUCUGUUCGAGAAACACUCGAAGAACUGGCCGCUGAUAUUCCACGCUAGUGUCGACGAAGUGUCAGCGUCGCCUCCUAUUGAGAAGGAGGAAAAGAGGAACAUGCUGGCACACUUGCGGGUGGCAGUGGAAGCUGGAAAAAGGCUGCAGGCAAAGCGACACGAGGCACUGACUUGUGCGUGGGGAUACGUGGUAGUGGACCCGCACUUGGACGAGCACGUUGCGACGUCGAACGUGAGCGACGAGGUGCCGGUCAAGUGUCAAAUUGAGGCACUGUGUCACCCAGUGAUGGUGGCAAUCAACGUCGUUGCCGAACGUGAUCGACGACGAGGCGAAGCAGCGAAGAACGCGAUGGCUCACCCAAAGAAGCAAAAAAAGAGUCAAAAGAGAGACGAAGCCGCGCGGUGCCAGGAAGACGUGGAUGAUAUGAAGCACAGUGGGUCAUACUUGUGCACGGGGUAUGACGUGUAUCUUGACUGCGAACCGUGUGCUAUGUGCGCCAUGGCGUUAGUACACAGUCGCGCUCGACGUGUCAUUUUCGAUCGCGACAAUCCUGGCACCGGCGUGCUCGUGAGUUCGUUCAAGCUGCAUACUAUCGCUUCGCUGAAUCAUCACUACCGUGUCUUUCAAUUGAAAGCUACGUCUGAGUCGUAG
Peronospora matthiolae is the source of this 1002-nucleotide messenger RNA. The record is from the annotation of a GenBank genome assembly. Lineage: Eukaryota; Oomycota; Peronosporomycetes; Peronosporales; Peronosporaceae.